Molecule: messenger RNA, 630 nt
Organism: Hypanus sabinus (Atlantic stingray)
Lineage: Eukaryota; Metazoa; Chordata; Chondrichthyes; Myliobatiformes; Dasyatidae
Gene: crybb1l3
Product: crystallin, beta B1, like 3
Exons: 5
Coding region: 1-630 (209 amino acids)
Biological process (GO): visual perception; lens development in camera-type eye
Molecular function (GO): structural constituent of eye lens
Source: RefSeq, a predicted model, not a curated record
AUGUCUCAUAGUGGAACUCAAGGUAGCGUUGGAAGCCAUUCUGCAUCUGGUCUUCGUAGUAACAGGAUUAUCAUAUACGAGCAUGAAAACUUCCAAGGACGUUGGGUGGACAUUAACGCAGAGUGCCGAAACAUCUGCGAUCGAGGAUUUGGUAGAGUGGGAUCCUUUCGUGUUGAAUGUGGACCAUGGGUGGGUUACGAACAACAAAAUUUCUGUGGCGAGAUGUUCAUGUUGGAGAAAGGAGAGUAUCCUCGUUGGGACUCCUGGUCCAAUAGCUAUCGCACUGACUGCAUGAUGUCUUUCAGACCGGUUAGAAUGGAUGGCCAAGAUCAUAAAAUUUGUCUCCAUGAAUGUGCCAACUUUGACGGAAGGAAAAUGGAGAUCUGUGAUGAGGAUAUUCCCAGUUUAUGGGCCUAUGGUUUCCAAGACAGAGUUGCCAGCAUUAAAGUCACUGGUGGAACGUGGGUUGGCUAUGAGUAUCCAGGCUACAGGGGUUACCAGUAUGUGCUUGAAUGUGGAUCUUACAAGCAUUGGAACGAAUGGGGUGCCAAACAGCCCUUGAUUCAGUCCAUGCGCCGUGUGAAGGAUCAGCAAUGGUACAAAAGGGGCUGCUUUGAGUUUGUUCAUUAA